Molecule: messenger RNA, 3497 nt
Organism: Zeugodacus cucurbitae (melon fly)
Lineage: Eukaryota; Metazoa; Arthropoda; Insecta; Diptera; Tephritidae
Gene: Hsl
Product: hormone-sensitive lipase
Exons: 7
Coding region: 559-3429 (956 amino acids)
Biological process (GO): triglyceride catabolic process; cholesterol metabolic process
Cellular component (GO): cytosol
Molecular function (GO): triacylglycerol lipase activity; sterol ester esterase activity
Source: RefSeq, a predicted model, not a curated record
UUCCCAAACAGCUGUCAGCAAAACUCGUUUGUUGACGUUUUCCUCGAUUACCUCAUUCUACGAAUUUUCAAUUGUACAACAAAAAAUCAAAACAACAACGCAUAAGUCAAAUAAUUUUGGUUCAUCAAUUGGUUUGUGCAGCAAUUAAUUAGCCAGGCGGAAGGAAUUCAAUUAAUUUUCGCAGUGGUUCUACUUCCGCAUACAAAAUUAUCUGAGCAUAGAAAUUUUAAGUGAACAAAAAAUAGUGAAAGAUAGUGUGUGCGCUUGCACAUUGUUUAGUGUAGAAAGAUAGUAAAAUAUUGCGAAGACAAAAACAAAAUUGUUUGGCUGAACUUUGAUCAACCGACGGAGUGUGACGUGAGCAUUAACUAUCGUUGACCUGUCGCAUUUAAAAAUAAACCAAGUGGAAAGAAAUAUAAAUAUAAAAUAAAAACACAGUUGUCGGCGAUACUUAGCGGAGCGUUGGCAAGACGAGCGUGGGGUUGGUGGUAGUAACAGCGCGGAUAAGCAGGUGUAUAAAACAGCGCCCCUUACGUGGCAAAGCGCCAAUAUAUAAGUAUGGAGUGUAAUGAGCCGACCGCUGGGGUCACAUUAGGCAAUGAAACGAUUGCAAGCGACAGUGGGAAAUCGCAAGUUGACAAGCUUAGUUCAAGCGUAAGCGAGCAGCCACCUAAGCGUGAGAAUACGCAAUCGUUCAAAACACCACCUUCGCCACCACCCACACCCAAUUCGUUGGCCUCCUCGUCAGCCGCCUCAACAGCCUCAUCUGCCGAAUAUAACGCGUCGCAACACGACGAUCAACCGAUGGCCGAAUCCUUACCCAGUGAGCAUGAGGAGGAUGCAACAGAGCCCGUUCUGCAGCCCUUGUACGCACAAUUGCUUGAGCAGUGCGCGGAGCAUGCCAAUCACUUCAGAGAGGAUCACUCGGAGAAGGGACAGCGGCUGUAUGGCGCAUUUGUUGCAUGGCAGGACUUUAUACGUUUAGCGAAUAAGCUUGUGCUGCAAAUAGACGCGUUCGCCUAUAAAUACGACUUCGACGAACACACACCGGGUAAUGGCUAUCGCAGCUUUAUAGCUGUGACAAAUGCAGCUAUCACAUAUGGACAGAAUAUUUGCAAGAAUCUGCAUGCAACGCGUGCCACCAUGUUCUUUCGCAAGAAAUAUUAUAUGAAAGAGGUGGAGUCGUGCUCGCAGCUGCUCUCCUCGUUGUGCACCUGCCUGCAUUAUUUGCUUAUCAUGCACGAAUGGUCAUGCGAUUCGGGCGAUUUGUUCGCCAAUGGGCAUCACUCGGCGGAGGAGUUGUUCGAACUGGGCGAUACGAUCAACCAGUAUGCCUUCUACGGGCGUUGCCUUGGUUUUCAAUAUGACAAUUCUAUACGCGGCGUGCUGCGUUUCAUUUCAAUUGGCAUGGCGAGCUUCUCGGAGGUGUUCUAUGCUGAAACCGAAGGUAAAAUAACGAAGACGACGCGUGGUCUGUGGACGGGCAGCAAAUACUUUCUGAAUCCCGAACAAUGCGCGCGACGCAUCGUGAAUAUUUCACAGAAUGCGAAAAUCGAUUUUUGCAAGGCAUUUUGGUUUCUCGCCGAAUCGGAGAUGAUGCAUACCAUACCGACUAUUGUCGGCAGUUCGGUGAAGGUGAAUCGUGUGAUUGAAAUACCAUCAGAGCCGUUGCAGUUGCCGCGUGCCAACAAGUCACAAAAACUACGUACUGCAACCGAUGUGAAUCAAAAUGACAAUGCCGAACUGGUUGAUAUACCAUUGCCAAGCGCACACAUUGGGCCCGGCAAUUCGGUACGGGUGCGCUUGCUGAGUUAUACGCGUCGCGAGGGCAUGAUCGGUGAGGGUGUGUUCGCACGCAGUUGGCGUCGACUACCGGCGCGCAGUCGCAGCGUGCUGUUCCAUUGCCAUGGUGGCGGUUUUGUGGCACAAUCAUCGAAAUCACACGAGCUCUAUCUGCGCGAUUGGGCUGCGGCGCUCGACGUGCCGAUCAUUUCGGUGGAUUACAGUCUCGCACCGGAGGCGCCCUUUCCACGCGCACUCGAGGAAGUAUUUUACGCUUACUGUUGGAUGUUGCGCAAUGCCGAGCAUUUAGGCACGAUGGCUGAGCGCAUUGUGCUGGCCGGCGAUUCGGCGGGUGCAAAUCUUUGCAUUGGUGUGGCACUGAAGUGCAUUGAGCAGGGUGUGCGUAUACCGGACGGUCUGUUCUUGGCCUACUGUCCGAUCUUAAUUAGCUUCGUGCCUAGUCCGGCGCGUCUAUUGUGCCUCAUGGAUCCGUUGUUGCCUUUCGGUUUUAUGAUGCGUUGCUUGCGCGCUUACGCCUCGCCCGAACGCGAGCAGAUGGCGGAGAAUGCAAAGCAUGUGGCCGAAAUGUCCGACAUACGCAAUGCAACGCCGUCACAUGAGCGGCAUUUCACUUUGCAAAUGGAAAAGGAAUAUAGUGCGGCGUCCAGUAGACGCACAUCGGCAGCGAAGAGCCCGUUAUCGUCGGUGGCGGAGAACUCCAAGUGGGAACAGAUGUUGAAAGACGGCACCGCCUUGGAUGUGAAUGCUAUGGAGGCAGAUGCUGAUACAGAAGAGAGCAGUGAUACGUUUGCGAGCGCCUCGUAUCAUAGUCAGACGGUUGAACGUACCGAUUUACCAUCGGCCGAAGAGGACAACAGUCUUUGCGUUUCUUUCGAAGACGAUUCACAGCCCAUCGUGCACUAUCCCAUACAACUUACAGCCGAGCCGCAAAAAGAUUCGGACUCUGAGCAGUAUAUAGAUCGCUUUUUGGACCAAUAUCUCAUCGAUACAAAUACGCAAGAGGCCACAGAGCAGAAAGUGAAUGGUUACAAAGUGAUCAAUGGCACAACAUACCCAAAUUGCCUGGCGCCAACAAUAGCGCGCACAGCAUCCGAAGAGAAUAUCAUCAUUGAUACGGGCAAAGAAGUGAUUGCCUUUGAAACGCUGCAUGGACGUUUCAACAAUGCCUUCAAUGCGCUUACAACGACCUUCGAUCGUUACACCAAAUCGACUGAGAUACGCGGCGAUGCGGUGCAUGGCGAGCGCAUAAAAGAUUUGCGCAACAUGGACGCGUUGAUCGCGCGUAGCCCCAGCUUAGAGUUUGCCUUUCAAGUGCCAAAAGAUCCAUUCCUAUCGCCCUAUUGGGCAAGCGAUGAAUGGCUCAAGCAGUUGCCAACCACAAAGAUUUUGACGCUCGAUAUGGAUCCCUGUCUCGAUGACUGUGUCAUGUUUGCGCGCAAGCUAAAGAAAUUGGGUCGUCCGGUGACAUUGGAGAUAUUGAAGGGUCUGCCACACGGUUUUCUCAACUUUACUAUGUAUUCGAGCGAGGCGCGUGACGGCUCCAAGCAUUGCAUUGCAAGCCUUAAAGAACUGCUGUCGAUUCCGGCAGAUGUGCCAUUAAAUGGUCAUGCCACAGACAGUAAAUAAUUAAUGUUUAGCGAGUUUCAUAAUAUUUUUACGAUAUAUACACAAUGAAGUACUUUAUAAAUUAUUAA